This is a messenger RNA of Agelaius phoeniceus (red-winged blackbird), 3204 nucleotides long. The record is from RefSeq and is a predicted model, not a curated record. Lineage: Eukaryota; Metazoa; Chordata; Aves; Passeriformes; Icteridae.
UUGGCCGCCAUGCCGCGGUACUGCGCAGCCACCCGCUGCAAGAACCGCGGCGGCCAGAGCGCCAAGGACAAGCGCAAGCUCAGCUUCUACCCGUGAGUGGCCGCGGAGCGGGGCAGGGCCUGGGUGAGCGCUGGCCGUGGCAGCAGUGGGGAGCUCCACUGCGGAAGUAAAUGGCCGAAAGACUCAGCGGCACGGGUGGACCACGCUGGUGGUCGCCUUGGAACCCCGCCUGCUCCCGGGGGGCUGGAGGGAAAGGUCGCUGACCCCUGGGGGAAGGGAAGGUAUAGGGAAUAAAGAGCGGACAGCUGAGGUGUAAUUGCACACACCGUCCUUCGCACAGGACAGACGGACAGACGGAACUUGGGUUAGGGGGCGAUGACACGGCAGCGUCUAAGGACUCUGGAAUAGGUGCAGAGGGUCCGUGAAGGGAAGAGCAAGGAGCUUCGACUAAAAAAUAAAAUUUGCGCUUCUGACUCUGUUUCGCUGCUGCCUCUGUGGAAGCGAUGUUCCAGCAGGGGAGGCUUUGGUUUAAUGGUGAAAUGCCUCGUGUAUUACGGUUUACAUGCCAGGAGAAGGGCCAGGAAGAGUUAAGCUAGUAAAGAUAAAAUGAUUCCUUAAAAUUAAACUUUGCCACUAGAAUUAUUACCUUACCUGUGCUGUGAACAGAGGCAUUGCUUGUUGUUAGGAAGCAGCUGAGUUAGCUGGAUCUUAGCUACUUCAGUUGCCAAAACCAGUUUAUGGUGGCUGCAUUGUGCUGUGCAGACUCUGCAUGAACCAGUCACCAUCCCAGGCCUGCAGUAACCUCUGCCCUGUUGUGGUUAUGUGGCUGUUGCUUCCCAGGAUGGUGAGUUAUAAAAAGUAUUUCACAAUCCUGAGAGAAACAUAGUGCAGGUAACUAAAUAUGAAUGUAUUUGUGUAGAAUAAAAGUAUGGAACCGUUUGUCAGCAGAAGCAACUUAAGAAAAAUUUGAAAAAUAAAUUUCACAAUUAGCCUCAAAAUCUGUUUUGGUAAAAUUUCUACCUCAAACUAGGUUUCCUUUCAGUUUCUGAUUAGUCACAGUUAUUCCAGUAUCAGGAAGGUGGUGUAGGAAGACCUACAGAAAGACUGCUUUGAAAGAAAUUUUAUUUCAGAUUGAAGGAAAGCUUAUUUCCCUGGCACAUUUCUAACAUGGAAUGCAUCAUAAAACAAUAAGGAAAAUAAUUUCUUUUCCCUUAUGCUUUAGAGAGCAUGCAUGUCACAUGGAUAAUCAAAACAAAUUUGAGCACUGAGACAUGUAUACAUACAUAUUCAAAUGUAUGGCAUCAGUAUGGAGAUGAUUGCCAAAACUUAGCUGGUGUAUCUAGCCUUUGAGUUGUGCUCCAUUCUGAGUUUCAUGCUCCUGUAGAAGGGGUUUGAGAUUUGAUUUAUAGAUUCUCUUGCCUUAUAUUAGUGACUACGCUGACAUGAAUUGCAAGUUUUAUUCCCUUGCCUCUUACCACCACCGAAGUCCUCUGCUGCUCUGUGGUUGGGGUCUGAGCCCCUUCCAAACCCUUUGUCACCUAAUCUCAACUGGCCUAACUGCUCUUCUUUGUUUUAUUUCUUCACGUCUUUGACUUGGAUUCCCACUUCAUGACAAAGAGAGACUUGAGAAGUGGUUGCGGAACAUGAAGCGGGAUUCCUGGACUCCAAGUAAGCACCAGCUGCUCUGCAGUGAUCAUUUCACCCCCGAUUCCCUGGACGUGCGGUGGGGGAUACGCUACUUGAAAAACACCGCUGUGCCAACCAUUUUCUCUUCCCCAGAUGAUGAGGAAAAAGAUUCUUCUCAGAACAGUUCACAGCAGGUACAGAAAAAAGACCAGGAAGAAACAAAUGUUGUGUCAGAGAAAGUAUCUGUACCACUUGAACCUUGUACACCAAAGAAAAAUUCUGUAAUUGCACAAAAUGUAGAGGAAAAAGCAGAAGUGGUUUGCUCAACUGCACUGAGUGAACCUUUACAAAUUCAGAACCUGCAGCUUCCACAUGAAGGUGGCUUUCAGGCAGACCAUGUCAUCCUUGACAGUUCAUCUAGGCAGUACAUUCAUCAGCCUAAUCCUAUUGUAAUGACAGCAGCAGCCCAGAGCAUGGAGGCUACUGGUGCUCAUACUUCUGUAGAGCAUUCAGGAGGUUGUACAGCUACAGUCCUGCAAUUUACAGACCCUUACUGCUUGAAUUCAUCUCUGAAACUGAACAGUGCUUUAGGGUCUGUUACUGACUAUGCAGUUGAGAAUUCUGUCCCUCACGUGGUCUGUUCUGAAGAGCAGACAAGUGAAGAUGCAGUUUUACUGAGUACAGUCACACAAGCUAUUGAACAGUUCAGUGGAACUGAAGAGUCUGUCAUUGCUAUUAUUAUGCCAGCUGAGAGUCCUGAAGAGCCUGAAGGAGUAAAUACUUCUUGUCUGCCUGUUAAGGAAGAGUUUCUUGACAUAGAGGAGACAGAAGUGAUUGAAUAUGAUGGAAAUGAAGUACUACAGACUGAGCAUUCAUACUGCAGACAAGACAUAGACAGAGAUCACCUUUGGCAAAAAAUUUCAAAACUGCACUCUAAGGUAACUUUACUUGAAAUGCAAGAGAUAAAAACUUUGGGGAGACUCAGGUCCUUGGAAGCUCUUAUUAGACAAUUGAAGCAAGAAAACCUGCUUUCUGAAGAAAAGCUGAAGUUGGUAGAAAACUACUUUACAACACUUGAAGUGACUAUGAUACAGUAAAGGCUUUCAGUUGAUGGUUCCCAAAUAUCUUUUUAACCUCUUUGACUGUACUUUUGGACAAAUUAACUUUUUUCCAGUUGUGGUAUUUUAAACAUCUAAUGAAAAUCAUGUGAAUAGCAUUCUUAAAAAUGUUACAUCAAACUAAGCUAAGUGGUAGAAUGUUGUCUGUAAAACAUGACUGGCAAGUAAAAUUAAAAAAAAAAAACAAAUUGGGUGAAGUUUUCUUAAAUGUGUGAAUCAAGUCAGUAAAAGAUAAUUUAACCCUUUCUUAGCUGCAGGCUUCUCUGAAACAUGCAAUGCCUGCAUUGGGGACAGCAGUAGAAUGGACAGAAUAAGCAUACAGGAUGAACAAUUAUAUAUGUACAUUGUCAUAUGCAUUGUCCAGUGAGGUCAAAAUUGCUCUUUAGUUUUCUGUUCCUAUAACAAUUCUUCAGAUAGUUUUUUGUAUGCUUUGAUCUUAUUAAAAUUGUUUCUGCAUAAA